AUGGAAAAAGUCCUCGACCAAUUCCAAUUCGAACGCGUCUUAUCCCACGAUCCCCGAUCAAAACUCGUCCACAUUCUCGGUCGUAUUAACGGCGAGCAUGCCAUUGUGUCGUUUGAAAAAGCACGUUAUGCUGACACUGACAUUCCGGAACUGGCUUCAAGAACAUGUCAGUUGGUAGAUUCCAACCACAACAAUAUCUAUGGCUGGGGCAUGGGCACUGUCAAGCUAGCGACGGCUGAUACCAACAUUAAAACCAUCUACCCUGCCACGGAACUGCAUAUCCGGAAGUACGAACACCAGCAACGUCAUAUGAUUAUCGAAACGCCCGACAUGUACAAACAGAUUACAUUGCCGUAUAUUCAGUCUUUGCCUGCUGAGCGUAUACAAUGGGUCUUUAACAUUUUGGAGGGCAAAUCUGAAGCGGAUCGGGUCUUGUACCGCAGCAAUGACCGAGAAACCGGCUUUGUGGUGUUGCCGGAUAUGAAGUGGGAUGGAACACAAGAGUCGUUGUAUUGUGUCGCUAUUGCCAUGCGUAGUGAUAUCUUGUCUUUGCGGUCAUUGAACCGCUCGCAUCUACCAUUGCUGAAGAACAUUCGCGAUACAGCGUAUCAGUUGGUCAAGGACAAGUAUGGCAUGGACAAGGAUCUGUUGCGGUUGUUUAUUCAUUAUCAACCAAGCUAUUAUCAUUUCCAUGUCCAUCUUACGGCUAUGUCGUUUGCGGAUGCGCCGGGUGUCGUAGCUGGUCAGGCACAUUUGUUGGAUACAGUGAUUGACAACAUCGAACUUUACGAUGAUUAUUAUCAACGUGCAAAGUUACCAUUUACCAUUGGCGAACGCCAUCCCUUGUAUUUAGCUCAUACAUCGCCAUAG
Zychaea mexicana is the source of this 870-nucleotide messenger RNA. RefSeq names its product HIT-like domain-containing protein. Gene Ontology annotation, molecular function: RNA 7-methylguanosine cap binding; hydrolase activity. The record is from RefSeq and is a predicted model, not a curated record. Gene Ontology annotation, biological process: deadenylation-dependent decapping of nuclear-transcribed mRNA. Bases 1 to 870 code for a protein of 289 amino acids. NCBI's taxonomy places the organism in Eukaryota, Fungi, Mucoromycota, Mucoromycetes, Mucorales, Lichtheimiaceae. Gene Ontology annotation, cellular component: P-body; nucleus. The transcript has a single exon.